Molecule: messenger RNA, 1443 nt
Organism: Cyphellophora attinorum
Lineage: Eukaryota; Fungi; Ascomycota; Eurotiomycetes; Chaetothyriales; Cyphellophoraceae
Exons: 1
Coding region: 1-1443 (480 amino acids)
Source: RefSeq, a predicted model, not a curated record
AUGAGAUUUCGUCGAGUUUCUAUACGGCAGGUAUUGCUGCUGCUGGUGCCGCUGGUCUCUUUCACAUUCUUUGCCCUACGCGUUACCACAUUCGGUUCAUACGUGGUCCAAACCACAGCGAGGCGAUUCGCCCAACCUAGAGACCAAGUCCCUCUGAACACAAGUAGUCCUCUUGACCUUGCGUUGAGCGAAAGCGAAGAAGCACCUGCCGACGAGCCAGAAGGGGAGGAGGAGACCGCCGAAGAUGCGAAGAGUCGGUGGAAGGAAAAAGUGCCUGACAAGCCGCGGCUCUACGAUUACCGUGAGCUAUUCUCAAGAACCACGCGCGACAGGAAAUACUUUCCUAUCCAUUUCGGUUCCGAGACGGCAUACAAUCCAAACAUCAUCCCUCACCCAACCAAGCAUGAGAUGUGGAUCGUUGUCGCACAACAUGAACAGACGUAUGAAGACAUUGAAUCAUCUCAACAACUGACUUGUACUGCUGGGUUCCUGAACGGGGUACUGCUCUGCGCCGAUGAGCCGACGGUUCUGCCCAUAGCCAAGUCAGUCACAGGCCACUGCGAUGGCGACCUGGCUUACAUCAAUUUUCGGCAUGGUCCACGAGACGCCCGAAUGUUCAUGGGACCGACUGCGCCAUACAUCGUUUAUGGCUCUCAAUCGGGUCACACCUGCCUUGGAUUAUGGUUACAAGAUACACGCAUGCUUCUCGAGGAGUUCAAGCUCGAACGACAUGUCCUUGUCGAGUUCUUCAAGCAAGCCACCGAAAUCCAACGGCCGUUGCCCUGGAAGGCCAUCGAGAAGAACUUCUUCAUCUUUUGGGACGCUGACGGCAAGGCAUACGCGCACUACGAUCUGUGGCCUCUUCGCAGCUUUGCUCAGAUAGACGCAGAUGGGUCGGUCGCUGGUGCUGACCUCGCCCCGGCCGCGGAAGCCAAUGAUCUGAUCUGCAUGGCCAGAUACAUGCCCGAGGUGGCAUCGAAGCUAGAGUCCAUACACCAGGCAACGAACUCGAUAUCCAUCACGCUGUGCCGCCGCAAAGAUCCUGGCUGCACUGCUACUGAUGACAACACCUUCAUCAUGCACAUAUUCCACCACAAGACCUAUUAUGACUUUCACGGCGUAUAUGAGCCUUAUAUCAUGCUCUUCCGCCGAAGAGCUCCUUUCGAGCUCUAUGCCAUUUCAACGCGACCCUUCUGGAUUCAUGGCAGGGCUGCUCUUACCAGUCAGAGUGGUUCCAUGCAAUUCAAGGAUCGCGAGGAAUGGAUUCCUGAGGGGCACACAGAGUUCUUCUACAUAGUCAGUAUGAGUUGGAUGUCACAUGGACAGAAGUACCAUGGAUACCUUGACGAUAAGAUGAUGUUGUCGUUUGGCAUAGAAGACACUCGGUCGGGAGCCAUGGAUGUGCUUGCGGCUGAUCUGGUACAGGAUCUUGGGCUAUGUUGA